AUGAGCCUCACUUGCGUGGGUGUGUGAGCCGUGGAAGCCUACCUGGCGGCGUCCAACACGCAGUUACCCGCGCGCUUCUUCGCGUUCUCCCGCAGGAAAGAGCGCGCCGCGCGUGUGUAUCCGUCAUCCUGCUCCGGUUUUGUCGUUUCUCUCGAAAUUCGGAGUCGCGGAGCUGGGAUCCUAGGGUACCGACCUUGGGAGAGACGAGCGCGUCGCCGCGCGCGCUCUGCUCCUUUCGCGGUUCACCGGACGGAGAUCGGAGUAGGAUCGGAAGUGCGACGGGAGGAAUCGCGCUGCUUGCCUCUACUGGCGACCCACGGCUGCCGCGUGUGGUGUAUGUGUGUUUACGUGUACACGGGAGAGAGAUAAGGAGUGAUACGCGCGAAGAUCCUCUGGAAGUUCCCGUACGUGCCGUAAGUGGAUGCCCGACGUAAGUGGAGUUACAACGGAUGUUUCCGUCGCUGAUCACCGGACCGUCGGCCAGUAAGGGAUUUCGAGCGGAGGAAGAGAUGCGUUGGUGGCUUGUUGGAGGACACUGAAAGGGAGACCUGGAAGGCUUCUCCGUCAACGUCCUCCAGGUGCAAUCAAUAUGCCAACUGACAUCGUAGUUACGUCGGCCUCGGCCACGGUUUCAGAGGAGACCAGCAGAAGUCGGGACCUAGGCCUUGGACAGUCUCCAAGAUCAGGCCCCUCUUCUGCAGCUUCAUCCUCCAGUUCCACCGCGUCAACCUCAAGAGGAUUCGAUCCCAGUACUCUUGCCGCCUAUCAUCAUCAUCGUCACAGCUUGGCCGUAACCGGUCUGGGUCAUGCUCAUCACCGAGAAUCGUCAGCCUUUGUGCCUGUGGUGCCUUCAAGAUUACAGCUCACCCCGUAUCCAGGUGAAAUUCAUCCCCAUCUACCCGGACCGCCGCCCUCUUCCUCAUCGUCGACGAACUCGGAGCACGAAGUCGGUCCUGAAUCGUCAGUAGCCAGAAAAAGCUCCUCGAGUUAUGACAUCAUGGCGAUGAUGGCAGACAAAAGGAAAGAAUUAGCGAGAGGUCUUUUACUAGCCCCAUCGCAUCCUCUCCUCGAACCACCUGGGUAUCCGGUAUUUGCCGGUCCCUUUCCUGGUAGUUCUGCCUUAUAUCCCCCGGGUGGUCCAUUAACCCAUCAGCAUCUGGACCGAAGGUUACUUAGAGCACCUGGCAGGGCAUCCAGACCGAAGAAACAGUUCAUUUGUAAAUUCUGUAAUCGACAAUUCACGAAAUCAUACAAUCUUCUCAUUCACGAGAGAACUCAUACCGACGAAAGGCCGUAUUCCUGUGACAUAUGUGGCAAGGCGUUUAGGCGGCAGGAUCAUCUCAGAGAUCAUAGGUAUAUUCAUAGCAAGGAGAAGCCUUUUAAAUGUGGCGAAUGUGGUAAGGGCUUCUGUCAGAGCCGUACUCUGGCAGUUCACAAGAUUUUGCAUAUGGAAGAAUCUCCACAUAAAUGCCCUGUUUGCUCGAGAAGUUUUAAUCAGCGCAGCAAUCUCAAGACUCAUCUCUUAACACACACGGACCACAAGCCUUACGAAUGUACGUCAUGCGGCAAAGUGUUUCGCAGAAACUGCGAUCUCAGGAGACACGCAUUGACACACGCCGUGGGCGAUGUUCCUCCAGAGGCGUUGGAAGAGGCGUUGCGGGACGAUGACAGUCCCGAAGAGGAUUGCCCUGAGCCCGGACCGUCCUCCUCAUCGACCUCCACAACACCGUCUGUAUCUUCCGCGUCUUCUAGUUCGUCCGGAUAUCCUUCUCAAGGAUCGUCAGUCCCGCCAUCCGCGCCUACAACGUCGGCCUCAGCACCACCGCUUCCUCAGAGACCUCAGCUUCAGAUCAGAAGGGAUCUAUUACCCGCUGUGAAGACAUCGACGGUGACCAGCGGCGCGUCCGCGGCUCAUUCUGUCACCCAGAACCCACCGGCUGCCCUCCCGCCGCCACCCCCGCUUCUGACUUCUUACCGACGAAGAAUGGGCUCGCCAGGUCCUUCCAGAGUAUUCCUGGAGCUUCAGGAGCGCGAGCGCGAGAGAGAACGGGAGAUGGAGCAGAACAGGGAAAGGGAGCGUAACAGGGAGCGUGACAAAGAAAUAGCCAGACCACCGAGGGCACCAACACCUCAGCCACCGCCACCACCGCCUAGGCCCGCACCAGCGCGCCAGGGUUUCACUAUCGCGGAUAUAAUGGGUCGAUAGAAAAUUUGUCGCAGGUAGUUUUCCUGUGCUUGAAUUUCUUUUUCGUAAGCUCUAUGGAUUAUGAAGGAGAGGUACCGGUCUUCCACAAAGAAUAAAGUCUUUCUAAAGAUUUCAUGCGAAUUCUACGAUAUUUUUGGUAAGAAUAUGUUUAAUAGCUUGUUAAAUUUGCUAGAAAAAUCUUAUUUACGUGUUAUUAUCCACAUUAUUGCAAUACAUUUUUUCAUGCAAAUAUGCGAGAAUUGAUAUGAGAGAGUUUGAAUAUACGAAUAAGCAAAUGAAAAUCUUUAGAAAAAGUCUUCAUAAUUGUUUUGAAAAAUCUGCGUGCAUGAUUCUAAAAUAGUUAUUAGACUCGGAAAAACUUAACUCUCUCAAUCCAAAUGCGGUUGUAUAUUACAUCUUGUUAUGUCCAAUAUAAUAAUAUAGAGAAAUAAAUUAUAAAGUUAUAAUUUUGUAUAUUCGUAAUUCAUACAAUAUACAAAAUAAUAAUUUUAUAUACAUUAUAAAAAUUAAGUAUUACGUAUUAGACGAAACGUUCUUUCAAAUGUAACGUGAAGCAAAAAAAGAUAUUUUUUAUUAUUAUAUAACUUGGAAUACAAUAUUGAGAUAAUUUCGUAGAAGUGAGACGGUUAAACAAGUACAUACCAAAAAUGUGCCUUAAUAGUUUGUCGCUACAAAAUACAAAAACAGGUGCUCUCGCUUCAUGCUACAGUUAAUAGAAGCUACAAUGCUUUCCUGCGACGCGCGUGAAUCACGAUAACGAUGCAAUAGGGAAAGACGAGACCAGAUGAUAUUAAGAAAACUGCGAUCACGGCGAGAAGAAGUAUUCUUUUGUCCCGCAGUUGUUCGGGAGAAGGGAUAAUGCAAAUUUUGCGGUCGGGGUAAUAACCUGUGCCUGUGCCACCGUGGCAGGUGCAAUACGGCUUUGUACCUGCUCGAUCCGCGCGCGAAAUACCUGCUCCCUGCUACUGCUGCUGCUGCUUUUUCCCUUCUAAAAAUAUUCCGACCCUAGACGAAUAUCAAUAUUUUUUUCUUCCCCUCU
Messenger RNA from Wasmannia auropunctata (little fire ant), 3245 nucleotides. RefSeq names its product protein bowel (gene bowl). Lineage: Eukaryota; Metazoa; Arthropoda; Insecta; Hymenoptera; Formicidae. The transcript is spliced from 3 exons. The record is from RefSeq and is a predicted model, not a curated record. Bases 590 to 2206 code for a protein of 538 amino acids. Gene Ontology annotation, cellular component: nucleus. Gene Ontology annotation, biological process: regulation of transcription by RNA polymerase II; embryo development; embryonic pattern specification. Gene Ontology annotation, molecular function: DNA-binding transcription factor activity, RNA polymerase II-specific; RNA polymerase II transcription regulatory region sequence-specific DNA binding.